Messenger RNA from Carassius auratus (goldfish), 10682 nucleotides. Its product is annotated as dedicator of cytokinesis protein 3-like. Gene Ontology annotation, molecular function: GTPase activator activity; small GTPase binding; guanyl-nucleotide exchange factor activity. The record is from RefSeq and is a predicted model, not a curated record. The coding region runs from base 461 to 6859 and encodes 2132 amino acids. The transcript has 56 exons. Lineage: Eukaryota; Metazoa; Chordata; Actinopteri; Cypriniformes; Cyprinidae. Gene Ontology annotation, cellular component: cytoplasm; plasma membrane. Gene Ontology annotation, biological process: small GTPase-mediated signal transduction.
CCGGUAAAGAGCGACACUCUGCGUCAUGUGACGGCGGACGGACGGAGAGAUGAAGAUGGCGCAGCACCGGCGCUGAAGAGGUUCCCCGUUCACCCCGUCAAAUCACGGAAAAUCGCGUCGAGUACGCGUAAAAGAGCGCCGCGCGCGCACGCGACUCGAGAAACGCUCAAGGUUAGCUUGUCCUCUUCUUGUUUGUUGGAUUCCGGCGGCAAAUCACGACUGACCGAGUCGGUGAAAUAAAUACACGAGCGUCUCCAUCCUCAGAUGCUGCUGCGCCGCCGCAUCCAUAGCGCGAGAUCCCCGACGCGCGCGGAGCUGACGCGUGAAGCACGUCUGUGUGAUGAGACACACGACUGUGAGACAAACACGUCUGACCGUCUGCUUCAACUUUAAUUCAUGUGUCACCGUACAUGACAUUUAACCGAAACUCUUCUAAUACCUUGGUUAUUUUACCGGGAUCAUGUGGACACCGACCGAGGACGAGAAAAUCGGCGUGGUGGUCUGUAGUGUCCGGGGAUCUGUGUCACAUGGUCUGACUCUAGAGCUUGGGGAAACGGUUCAUAUCCUGGAAAAGUGUGAAGGAUGGUACCGAGGAUUUUCCACCAAGAAACCCACAAUCAAGGGGAUCUUCCCAGCCGGCUACGUUCACUUGAAGAAGGCAGUCGUCACGAACAGGGGGCAAUAUGAGACAGUGGUCCCGCUGGAGGACCCCAUCAUUACGGAGGUCACCUCUACGCUGCAGGAGUGGUCCGUCCUGUGGAAGCAGCUGUAUGUGAAGCAUAAAGUCGACCUCUUUUACAAGCUCCGUCACGUGAUGAACGAGUUGAUUGAUCUGAGACGACAACUGCUUUCAGGCCACCUGACCCAGGAUCAAGUCCGUGAAGUCAAACGCCACAUCACUGUACGACUGGACUGGGGCAAUGAACACUUAGGCUUAGAUCUUGUACCCAGGAAGGAGUUCGAAAUGGUUGAUGCGGACCAGAUCAGUGUUUCUGAUCUCUAUAAAAUGCACCUAUCCAGCAGACACAGCGUCCAGCAAAGCACAUCCCAGGAUGGUGGAAGACAAAGACACGGGGAUUCGUGUCGAAUGCCUGUGCCGCACCAUCUCUUUGUCAACCUAAAGAGCUUCACAUACAACACCAUCGGCGAGGACACAGACAUCUUCUUCUCUUUGUAUGACCUGAGAGAAGGCAAGCAAAUCAGUGAGAAGUUUAUGGUGAAACUCAACAAAAAUGGUGGCCCAAAAAACCCAGAGAAGGUGGACCGUCUCUGCGCCCUCUUUACGGACUUAAGCAACAAGGACAUGAAGAGAGAUCUGUACAUUGUGUCCCAGGUCAUCAGGACGGGGCGGAUGUUGUUAAACGACUCAAAGAAAGGCCCCCCUCAUGUCCAGUACCGCCGGCCGUACGGAUGUGCAGUGUUGGCCAUGAGCGACGUCCUACAGACCAUCUCUGAACUCAAAGAGGAGAAAGACUUCGUGCUCAAAGUUUACACGUGUAAUAAUGAAACUGAGUGGUACCAGAUUCAUGAGAACAUUAUCCGCAAGUCCAGCACCAAAUACACCGCCCCCAGCACUAACUACGGUCUAAUCAUCUCACUGCAGCUGUUGAGGGGCGACAUGGAGCAAGUGCGCAAGGAAAACCCUAUCAUAUUCAACCGCGGCGUGGCCAUCACACGCAAACUGGGCUUCCCUGAUGUGAUCAUGCCAGUUCGGUUCCAAACUCAAAGUUUCCUCACUACCUCACGCCAUCUGCAGACCUUUUCAUGUGGAGGUCAAAGCGACGGCGACAUACGCAACGACCUCUACCUCACGCUGGAGAGAGGAGACUUCGAGAGAGGAGGCAAGAGCGUUCAGAAGAACAUCGAGGUCACCAUGUAUGUGCUCUACGCUGACGGAGAGAUCCUCAAAGAGUGCAUUAGUCUGGGCUCAGGAGAACACAACAUCAGCGAGUACCGCUCUUUCGUCCUCUACCACAACAACAGUCCGCGCUGGAGCGAGGUCAUCAAACUGCCCAUCCCCAUCGACCGCUUCCGAGGCUCCCAUCUGCGCUUUGAGUUCAGACACUGCUCAACAAAGGACAAAGGAGAAAAGAAGCUUUUCGGCUUUGCUUUCACUCCACUCAUGAGGGAAGACGGCACCACGCUGUCAGAUGAGAGCCAUGAGCUUUACAUCUACAAGUGUGAUGAAAACACCACCUUCAGUAACCACGCGCUGUACCUGGGGCUGCCCUGCUGUAAAGACGACUUCAACGGCUGCCCGAACAUCCCGUCCAGCCUCAUCUUCCAGCGCAGCACUAAGGAAACCCUCUGGAUAUCCACUCAGCUCUCUUCCACCAAACUGACUCAGAAUGUCGAUCUGCUGGCUUUGUUGAAGUGGAAAGCACAUCCAGACCGUGUAAUGGACAUUUUAGGGAGAUUGCGGCAUGUCUGUGGGGAAGAAAUAGUCAAAUUUCUUCAAGACAUCCUCGACACGCUGUUCUCCAUUCUGGAUGACAACACAGACAAAUACGGACCCCUGGUGUUUCAGUCACUGGUGUUCAUCAUCAAUCUGCUCCGGGACAGUAAGUUUUAUCACUUCCGGCCUGUGAUGGACACCUACAUCCAGAAGCAUUUUGCAGGAGCGCUGGCUUAUAAAGAGUUGAUUCGCUGUCUGAAGUGGUAUAUGGAUCGAUCAGCAGAAGUUGUUAGACAGGACCACAUCCAGGAAGCCAUGAGGGCUCUAGAGUACCUGUUUAAAUUCAUCGUCCAGUCACGGAUCCUCUACUCCCGGGCCACCUGUGGGAUGGAGGAGGACCAAUUUCGGGCCAGCAUCCAGGAGCUUUUCCAAUCCAUCCGUUUCGUGCUCAGUCUGGACAGCCGCAGCUCUGAGACACUCAUUUUCACCCAGGGUCCCCAGCCAACUACAGGACAAGCCACUACCAACCAGGGCAACUGCUUGCAGCCAUUGAGCUGUAAUUCCCCACGGCCCUCUCAGCUGUCUGCUGCCCUACUCAACUCUUUCCCAGCUAUUUUUGACGAGCUUCUCCAGAUGUUCACAGUACAGGAAGUGGCAGAGUUUGUGAGAGGAACUCUGGGUAGCAUGCCUAGUACGGUCCACAUCGGUCAGUCCAUGGAUGUGGUCAAGCUGCAGUCCAUUGCUCGGACUGUGGAUAGCAGGCUUUUCUCCUUCCCAGAAUCAAGGAGAAUUCUCCUUCCUGUUGUUCUCCAUCACAUUCAUCUGCAUCUGCGGCAACAGAAGGAGCUUCUGAUUUGCUCGGGAAUCCUGAGCAGCAUUUUCUCCAUUAUUAAGAGCAGCUCACUGGAGAGCUCUGUGCAGGAGGAGGUAGAGAUGAUGGUGGAGAGUUUGUUGGAUGUGUUGUUGCAGACGCUUUUGGCCAUCAUGAGUAAAUCUCAGUCUCAGGAGGCGGUAAGAGGGCAGCGCUGUCCACAGUGCACGGCUGAGAUCACUGGGGAGUAUGUGUCCUGUUUGUUGUCCCUCUUGCGUCAGAUGUCGGACAUUCAUUUUCAACACCUAAUGGACAACUUCCAAAGCAAAGAGGAGCUAAAGGAGUUCUUGCUGAAGAUUUUCUGUGUAUUCAGAAACCUGAUGAAGCUCAGUAUAUUCCCACGUGACUGGAACGUCAUGAGACUGCUGACCAGCAAUAUCAUUGUGAGCACAACUCAGUAUUUGUCGCCUGCCCUUCAUAAAAGUUUUACAGAUGCUGACUUUGAUUUUAAGGUGUGGAAUUCGUACUUCAGUCUGGCAGUGUUGUUUAUCAACCAGCCCAGUCUACAGCUGGAGACUCUGACACCAGUCAAGCGGAAGAAGGUCUUUGACAAGUAUGGUGAUAUGAGGGUCAUGAUGGCUUAUGAACUGUUUAGCAUGUGGCAGAACUUGGGUGAGAACAAGAUCCACUUCAUACCAGGAAUGAUUGGCCCUUUUCUGGGUGUGACACUUGUACCACAAAAUGAAGUUCGAAAUAUAAUGAUCCCCAUCUUCCAUGAUAUGAUGGACUGGGAACAGAGAAAGAACGGCAACUUCAAACAGGUGGAGGCAGAACUGAUAGACAAACUGGACAGUCUGGUGUCUGAAGGCAAAGGAGACGAGAAUUACCGAGAACUCUUCAGUUUGCUAACUCAGCUGUUUGGGCCAUACCCCAGUCUGCUGGAGAAGAUCGAGCAGGAGACCUGGAGGGAGACAGGCGUGUCUUUCGUCACAUCUGUCACGCGCCUCAUGGAGAGACUGCUGGACUACAGAGAUUGCAUGAAAGGUGAUGAGACAGAAAACAAGAAGAUCGGUUGCACUGUUAACCUGCUGAAUUUCUACAAGUCGGAGAUUAAUAAGGAGGAGAUGUACAUCAGAUACAUUCACAAGCUGUGCGACAUGCACCUGCAGGCUGAAAACUACACAGAGGCGGCGUUUACGCUCCUGCUGUACUGGGAGCUGCUCCACUGGGAGGAAAGGCCUCUCCGGGAGUUCCUGCACUAUCCUGCGCAGAGCGAAUGGCAUCGCAAAGAGGGGCUCUGUCGUAAGGUCAUCCACUACUUCAACAAGGGAAAGUGUUGGGAGUACGGCAUCCCGCUGUGCCGGGAACUAGCCUUCCAGUAUGAGUCCCUGUACGAUUAUCAGAGUCUCAGCUGGAUACGGAAAAUGGAGGCAGCAUAUUAUGACAACAUCAUGGAGCAGCAGCGACUAGAGCCGGAGUUCUUCAGGGUGGGAUUUUAUGGCCGGAAGUUUCCCUUCUUCCUCAGGAAUAAGGAGUUUGUCUGUCGAGGGCAUGACUAUGAGAGACUCGAAGCCUUUCAGCAAAGGAUGCUGGGAGAAUUUCCACAAGCGAUCGCCAUGCAGCACCCAAAUCAACCAGAUGAGGGGAUUUUACAGGGAGAUGCCCAGUACCUCCAGAUCUACGCUGUGACUCCAGUUUCAGAAAACAUGGAUGUGCUGCAGAUGGACCGCGUGCCGGACCGCAUCAAGAGCUUCUACAGAGUCAAUAAUGUCCGCCGCUUCCGUUACGACCGGCCCUUCCACAAGGGCCUGAAAGACAAGGACAACGAAUUUAAGAGUCUCUGGAUCGAGCGGACAACACUCAUCCUGACCCACCCUCUGCCCGGCAUCUCUCGCUGGUUUGAGGUGGAUAAGCGUGAGCUGAUUGAGGUUAGUCCGCUGGAGAACGCCAUAUAUGUGGUGGAGAACAAGAACCAGGAGCUGCGCACCCUCAUCAGUCAGUACCAGCACAAGCAGCUUCACGGAAACAUCAACCUGCUCAGCAUGUGCCUCAACGGGGUGAUCGACGCCGCCGUCAACGGAGGAAUCGCUAGAUACCAGGAAGCGUUCUUCGAUAAAGAGUACAUUAGCAGUCACCCCGAGGACACAGAGAAGAUCACCCAACUCAAGGAUCUGAUGCAGGAACAGGUUCAUGUCCUCGGCGUGGGUCUGGCUGUCCACGAGAAACUGGUGCAUCCAGAAAUGCGUCCCCUGCACAAGAAGCUGAUCGAUCAGUUCCAGAUGAUGAGGAGCAGCCUCUGUCAUUGUUUCUAUGUGGCCCUGCAGGGUCUGCCCGGUCUGGAUAAAUUGAGUCCGGCCUGCUCCGGGUCCAGCACCCCACGCAGCAUCCUCGCCACCCAGAGUCCCAUGAGUCCUGAGAGUAUUAAGCUCAUGCACCGGCACAGCCCUCUGAAUGUGUUGGGAUCUGUCCGCCACUCCUCCUCUUCUCUCUCCUCUCACACUUCCAGUGAGAUGGGAAACCUGCUCAUCCUGACGGACGGUAUGAUGGAGCACCCGGAGGACCUCUACCGCAUGCAGCCCAGUCCAUCAUCGUCCAGUUUGAGCUCGACACAUUCAGCUCCGUCUCAGAUGAUCAACUCAGGGCACGGCAGCAUCAGAGUUGGGUCCCCAUCACUACCUGACAGAUACAGACACAGCCGAGAGAUGCUAAUGCUCUUACCGCCGCACAGGGACCGUCCUAGCAGUGCCAUGUACCCCAACAUGACCGAGAACGGACAGCCUACUAACCAUCAGAGGGCUCUUUACCAUCAGGUCAUUGGUCCCUGCAAACCCUGCAGUGACCCCAAUCUCUCUGUGGCUGAUAAAGUGUUGACAGCUCCCAGCAGCUGGAGUUUGGACAGUGGCACCAGGGACACUCUGCUGUUCCUCUCUGCUCAUGUCGGGAGUGUGAUGGCCCCACCAGUCCCCCCCCGCACCCUCCCUCCCGGACACUUCUCGAUGCACUUUGAUGCUUUCCACCACCAGAUCAACGAACUCCCUCCAGCUCUCCCUGCGCGCUCUUUAAGAAAGUCACCCCUGCACCCUAUACCUGCCUCACCCACCAGUCCACAGUCGGGCCUGGAUGGCAGUAACUCCACCUUGUCUGGCAGCGCCAGCAGUGGCGUCUCCUCCUUGAGUGAGAGCAACUUUGCCCAGUCCUCCUCUGAGCCUCCAGCUCGAGCUGACACCUUGGACUCAAUGCCGAGCAGCCAGGCCUGGACCACGGACACGGAGGAAGCCGAGAGUCCCUACUUCCCUGUACGCUACAGCAUCUCAGAGCCUGAAGUUCUGGACCCUCUCAAGCCCGCUCCUUGCCGUAGUCACUCAGCCCCAUUGGGCGUAACCCCAGGGAUGCCCACUGACGGACACCACCAUCAUCACCUCCAUCUCCGCCAUCACCACCCACAUGCAAUACACAUAACCCACCCACACUACCACCACCAUGAGCCAGCACCAGCUCUGCCUCCCAAACCUUACCUGAGGGAAGGGUGUAUUCCUGAAGAGGACCUGAGGCCGGUUCCAAGGCCAGUGCCCCGCAAGAUCUCCCAGCCUCUGCUCACUAACAAGGACGAGCAGGCCAAGGUGGCCUGGGAACAUGGCAUUAGUGAAGAAUAGAUGAAUAACAAGGUUCACCUUGGACUGUUGGUUUUGGUGUGAUAGGUGGUUGGGUUUUGGGAAAGUCCCAAGAAAUGACUGGGUUUGAAACUCUACAUCUCAUGUAUCCAUUGCAGGUCUUUGAAACCUCUUAAGAAGUGCUUGACAUGUUGCUGAGCUUCUACGUGCUAGUGAGACUUUUUGUUUUUUGCCUAGCAAUUGGGAGUUACCCAGGAAUCUGGGAGUUCAAACUGCUUGUAGAGCCCGAGCUACUUCCCCUCAUUAGUAUCAGUAUAUUGAUUGGAUAAUGCAGAUAUGGUAGGAAUUUCAGAUGAAACAGGAAGCACACAAUCAGAUUCAGGUGUACUAGAUCCGAACGUUUUAUGUCUUCAGAGAUAGAUACACCUGUUGUCAAGGUCUACAACUUGUAAACACUUUAUAGUCAUAAUUACAAUAGCUUUGAUUGACAUCAUACACCUUAAAAAAGAGUGUUGAUAAACCUUACCAAUAGACGUCAUUCAGUUCUGGUGGGUUUGCACUUUAGCACUUAACCUCGGAGCACCACAAACCUUAUUAGUUUUGUCUAUUUUUAUUAAAUUAUUUACAAGAUAAUGUAGAAAGUGGUCAAAAGUGGAUCCUUAGCGGCUAAAAUUGAAAAAGUUAACUUUUGAAGCCCACAUAAGUGUGGAUUUCAGGUGAUCUCUGAGGACGUUUAAAGCUAUCAUCAUUGACUAAGCAUUUCUUCAUUUCUUCUGACAAGAUACUUCCCAAUCCAAUUAUUAACACAGGAGUUGAUAUAACAUGCUAACACUUCAUUACAGACAUAAAAACAUUUAACAGAACGUCUGUUACCUCCUGCACAGUUGUGGGAAGCUUCUUCUCACAGAGAAUCUGCACUAAUGUGACAGUAAGAGGCUUUCACAAUCUUUGUAAAGCCUCAUUACACCCAUAAUAUUGUCGUGCUGUGAAAGCAAAUCAGCCACUCUGAGCGCUACUGUAACGCUAAUAACACAACAGCCAAAGUGCUGUUAAAUCAUAGCCAUUUCACAGAUCUCUCCUCACAGUAAAGCGGCUUUUGGUCUCAGUAGGUUCCUUUGGGAAUUGAUUUCUGUUCCUCCAAGUUGACAGUUUUCAUAAAGAAGUAUAUUUUUAGAUAGAGCUGUUAUAAAAUUCCAAGAGUUUAAUAUAAUUGUAUUGUAUAAAAAAUACAAAAAGAGAGUUAGAAUAAAUACAGCGUAGAUUAUAUCAUAUACUAUAUUGCUAUGAAAGAUUAUAUCACACAUUUUUAAAGGCGCAAAGGAGGCAAGAUUCAUGAGUAUGUUUUAUGUUGUGAGUUGAGUGAGUCUUUGAGCUUCUGAUAGAUGCAAAUUCGGUAUCUGAUGGUGUUUCCAUAUUAACUUCUGACGACUUGAAAGUAUGUGUUAUUUAAAAAGCUAAUUUUAAUGUACAAUGUGCAUGUUCUCUUCAAUGGUGGAGAUAAUAUUACCCUACAUCACUUGAAGGGAGGGUCUGGAAGAGAUAUUGCUUGUACUGUAUAUCUACACAUCAUCAUCCACAGCAUUAUUAUCUAGCAUUUAAUGUCUUCUGAAAAUGUUAAUUAUAUCUGCUUUAAGCAACACACUACAUAUUGAUUGGCAGAAAUCAUAAAUCAUAAAUCUGCCAGCCAAUUUUAAUUAAAUUUUCCAAAGGAAAGCAAGAACAUGCAUCCAAUAGAGCGACAAGUAUAAAAUAUAUACUGUUAAUGUUAAUCUUAGUUUGUCAGUCGGUCUGUGUCAUGCUGACUAGACCCGCCCACAGUGCAAUCUCACUGGUCCAAAUUCCUGCUCCAAAAAAGGGAUUUAUUGUGAUUGGUUGAGACUGCAUUGGACAUUUUUUUAUUUUAUUUUUUUACCUGGUUAGGCAUAUAUUUUAUUGAAUUAUAAUUUAAAAUUAACUGAUUUUUUUUUUAUUAUUACUUUUAUGGGUAUUGUGCCGUUUCAUUUCAUAAGCCCUACUCAAAUGUACGAUGUGGUUUAAUUUGAUUUUAUAUCCCUUAAGGAAAUAUGUUAUGGGUUUGAAAAGUACUUUUUUUUUUUUGUUUGUUAAAUGUUCUGGAAUAGAAACACAAAAGUAUAUACUUAAAGUUGCUUUUAGUAUAAAAUGUACUUCAACCCCAAUCCUUGAAGAAUAUUAAAAGCAAGAGGCAAGUUUUAGGCAAGCCGGCAUUUUGUGUGCUUUUGUAAAAUCAAGACUGUACUGUUCAUGGCAGGAUAUGUUCAGAGAGAAAUGCAUGUUAUCUUAAAAGCAAUGACUGAUAGUUCAUCACUAAAGGCCUUUUUAUGGUCAGAGAGAGCAAAUACGUGCAAAUGUUUUGAUAGAGGACCUUCUUUAAAUGUGGGAAUCUCUCAUUCAUUACAUUAAUAAUAUUCCUGUCUGUUUUCAUAGUCAGACAUAAACUGCAAUUGUAUCUCUAUUCAGUCUAUUAAUUUGUAUGCACUUCCUCCUGAAGUAAAACUUAGAUAACUGGUGAUGCAUUUGUAGAUUAUCAUUUUUUUAUUAUUAUUAAAUAAUUUUUACUUAAUUAUAAACUGAUGAAGUAAGAGUGUUAUGUCUCCACUGACAUAGAAAUGGUUUAAAUGAUGAAUUAUUGAUUAUUUUUUUAUAUUAACCUAAAUAUUUUAAGGUUAAUUGAGACAAUAUAAACCAUUUUUAUACACAUUAAAUAUUGAGUGAUCAGGGAAGGAACUGUAAUCUAUGCAAAGAUCGAGUGUUAUAAGAAAGUGUAUAUGUGACGGCCCAUUCUUUCAAUAUAAGCACUGAUAAACUAAAAAGCAUUAAUAUUUAUUGUUUUGAGCAUUUAUAAUAACGGCUUUCUAGAUAUUUUGCAUGUAAAUACGGACUGAUGGAUACUGUGUGUCUUGUAAUCAUUCACCAACACAAUUUUGCUUGCAUAUCCAAGCAAAAAAACAAAACUAAAAAAAAGUUCAAACGUAUUAUAAUCACAAUUCAUCUAAUGAAAGGUACUCAUUCGGCACAAGUAAUCUUGUAAAGAACAAGUGUACAUAUUUUACAUGUUUGAUAUCUCCAUGGAGGCAAACUGACAGUUUUGGAUUCAGAGUUUCAGACUGAGGGUGACAUUUUAUUUUUUACAUGACGAGGUUGCCCUGAUCAGCAUCUAUAAUUCAAUACCGGAUUAAUACUUCUGAUCAUGUAUACAGCGAUAAGUGUGAAUUGCAAAUUAAGUAUUGGGUUUGAUUUCCUGUAUUUCGCUGAAAGGAUUGAUCAUCAUUAAUUGUAAAAGGAACAUUGCUGGUAAUCUAAGAAGAUGAAAUGGGUGAGCAAAGGGGAAACUUUUUUUUGUCUCUGUACAUUUGGAAAAACAGAGUAAAGAGGGGUACUAAACACUCUGGUCUGCAUUACAGUUCGUAUUACACCAUGUUUGGCUUUAUUUCGUGUAUAUACUCCUUCAAAAGCUUUGUAUUUAUAUGGUCAAGAGGGACAAAUCAUGUAUAGACUGAGAUUAAUGGUCUGCCUUGUACUUUCUGAUGUAAAUGUGUUUUUAAAACUAAACUGCGAACAUGAAAAGAAAAAAAAAAAUCUUUCAAUGGCCUAAUCACUACAGUUAUUUUGUGUAUUUUGCAUUGAAAUCUAAAGAGCGUUUUUGUUUUACCAUGCAGAACUACGAAAACCUUUGUACAAGUAUUCUCAAAGUAUUUUUUCUGUAUAUAUUGUGCUAGCAUGAAUAAAUGUGGUGUGGAUUUUAGAUGUAAAUACACACUUUUUUUUUUUUUCCUACUCACUUAACCGCUGUGACGUGUAAUUCAUUAAUAAUGCCUACUAUUAAAGAUCAAGUUUUAUCGACUGA